AUGGCACCCUCAGCGCUCGAUAAGGCCGAAAGCGACCGCGAAAGCGUCAGUGAUACCUUAGACUAUGUGGAACUUGAGCUGACUGAUCAUGCAACCACGCCCCUCGGUGAAAGAUCGGUGAUUAAUCAAAUCAACAUCCUAAAAACUGCUCAAAUCGACAUUAUGGAAACACACAAGAAAAUCAUAUCAAUUUCGCCCCCUGACAUGAAACCCCAUCAAGUAGAGUAUAUGAGACUCUUACGUAAAACAGAUCGACUUCUCUCAGCAUUCACUGGAAUACGGAUGAGUUUUCCAAAUAGCUCAACCUCAAUCCCAAUUCCGAUUCCAGGGACACCCGUUCAGCCCUCAUCCGUGGACAUCCGGCUCCCACGCCUUGAGCUCCCAACAUUUGACGGGACACUGAACGAUUGGGUAUCAUUCCGCGAUUUAUUUGUCACUGCUGUUCAUGACAAUAAAUCGCUCAGUAAGUCUCAAAAGUUAACUUACUUAAAGUCGCAAGUCAGGGGUGAAGCAUCACGACAAAUUUCAAGCAUGAUAAUAACUGAUGGCAAUUAUGAUAUUGCGUGGAAUUCUCUUCAUGACAGGUACCAGAAUGACCGGGAGAUUUUAUUCGCAAUUCUCCGCAGAUUCAUGAACCAGCCAGUAGUUCAACAACAAUCAUCAUCAUCCAUUCGCCAACUUGUUGAUGUAUCACAGGAAUGCAUCAGAUCCCUGGACGUCCUAAAACUCCCCACAGAUCAAUGGGACGCCCUACUCUUAUUCAUCAUUUUAUCAAAAAUGGAUUCGACAUCCAAGGAGUUGUGGGAGCAGUCGUUGAAGGACAGCUCCAUCCCUAAACUCAAAUCUCUCUUCGACUUCCUCGAGCAGCGCGCCCGAGCCCUCGCCGCAAGUGGUACGGAAGCCACACCCAGUAAGACCUACAACAAAAAGUCUGGAAAUGGUAACAAUCAAAGCAAUCAUCGACCCCUUGUUCAUCAUACCAAUUCUCCAUCUCAUUCUUCUUCCCCAUGCAAGGCUUGUAAUAAUGAAUCGCAUUAUCUUUACAAGUGUGAAGUCUUCCUGUCCUGGUCACCCCAACAGCGAAUCGACUUCGUCCGGAGGAACGGUCUUUGCUACAAUUGCCUCAAAGACAAUCAUCGCGUCACCGAGUGCAACAACAAGUUUGGAUGCAAGACAUGCAGCUCAAAGCAUCACACCCUCCUCCAUAAACCAGUAGCAAAUCGACCCGUCAACCCCCAACCACAGCAGCAUAACCCCACGGCAGCAUCGGUCCCAGCCCCAGCCCGUGUCAACUUCACAUCGAUUCCCCAGCCAGUUGCAAACGAGUUUGAUACUCUGCUGGCUACCGCAUUGGUUCAAGUAGCUGAUCGCCAUGGUCAGUACCACACAUUUCGAGUACUUGCCGACAACGGAAGUAACACAAAUUACAUCACGGACUCCUGCAUCAAACGGAUCGGAGCUCCAUUGAGACGUUGCCACACCUCCGCCACUGGGUUGGGAGGAGCAUACGUCGCGAACGCCACAGGAAUCACGCAGUUCACUGUGAGUUCACAUCUUGAUUCAACCGUAACUCAUUUCAUCUCCAGGUGUCUCGUCACGAGCAAAAUCACAGAAAAAUUGCCAACUUCGUAUUUCGAUCACACCAAGUGGUCUCAUCUGCAAGGGUUGCAACUAGCCGACCCCCUCUACUACAAACCUUUAGAUGUGGACAUGCUCUUAGGCGCUGAAUUCUUCUUCGCUAUUUUGGAGUGCGGAAAAAUAAGUGGACCACCCAACAGCCCUGUCGCUAUCAAAACCAGCUUCGGUUGGUUGAUUGGUGGUGGUUCAUCCGACAUCCCACUCAUCCAGCCCAGAGUUAAUGCCACACUCGCUCAAUCUUUAUCCUCGACAACAACAACAAUUGGCUGUGAUCCCACUGACGAGAACCUAGACGCCACACUACGCAAGUUUUGGGAAAUGGACAGUGAGCCAUCUCAUCGACUCCCAACCCAAGAAGAAACUACAAUUGAAUCCCACUUCAAAUCUACAUAUACCCGCGACCAUGCAGGUAGAUUUACGGUUCAGCUCCCUUUCAAGUCACCACGACCCAAGCUCGGCUCAUCACUCAACAUUGCAAUGAAGAGACUUCUUUUGCUUGAACGGAGACUUCAUUCAAAUCCAGAUGCACGCAAGCAGUAUGUGGAUUUCAUGAAGGAGUAUGAAUCACUCGGCCAUAUGCAGGAAGUCCACCCCAUGGAUUCCGACCCCAGCCUGGUCUGCUAUGUGCCACACCACUUUGUUUUGAACGAGUCCAGCUCCACAACCAAGUUUCGUGUGGUUUUUGACGCCUCCGCGAAAACCUCAUCCGGUGUCUCUCUGAAUGAAGGAUUAAUGGUUGGUCCAAAUAUUCAGGAUUCACUUGUCGAUAUUCUCUCUCGUUUCAGACUCCAUAAGAUUGCAUUCACGGCUGACAUUAAGAAGAUGUACCGACAAAUAAGAGUGACCCCUGAGGACUCGAAUUUGCAAAGGAUCUUAUGGCGAGACGACCCAUCCAAACCGUUGAAGCAUUACAACCUUCAAACGGUAACCUACGGCACAGCUUCAGCCCCGUAUUUGGCUACCCGUGUGCUGGAGGAAACAGCAGUCGUCAGUCAGCAACAACUCCCUCGAGCCGCGGAAGUCGCAGGCAGGGAUUUUUAUGUAGACGAUUUGAUUUCUGGCGAACCCACCGUCCCAGAAGCAUUCCAAACUCAACAAGAACUACUCAGCCUCACAAAGGAUGCAGAGAUGAGAGAAACAAGUUCCCUCCUCUCAUUCGACCAAGAUUCCAGCAUCAAAACUUUAGGAAUUUGUUGGAACCCGAAGACAGAUCAGUUUCUUUUCCGCAUUAGCCCUCAAGAGCCCACCACUACACCAAUGACCAAGAGAAGCAUCUUGUCCCAAAUCGCUCGUCUCUUCGACCCCGUAGGCUGGUUGGCCCCCAUCAUCAUCAACGCAAAAAUCCUUAUGCAGUCCUUGUGGAAGUUAAAGCAUGGUUGGGAUGAACCACUUCCACUAGAAAUUCAACAUCAAUGGACAACUCUUCGUUCAGAUAUGGAAGGUUUGUCUAAACUCACAAUCAAUCGAUUUUUUAUGCAAGGAACUGACCUAAUCUGUCCCAGUCUUAAUCGCGCUUUUCAUUCUACAACAAAAUUCUGCCUUGCUGGUUUUUGUGAUGCGUCACAAAAAGCCUACGCCGCUGCUGUCUACCUCUGUGUAUACGACGGUCCAUCCAGUUCAUCGUCCCUCAUCACUUCAAAAUCGCGUGUGGCUCCUGUCAAGACGGUGUCACUUCCGCGUUUGGAGCUCUGUGGAGCUGAACUUUUGGCUGAACUCCUGAUGUCAGUCAAAUCUGCCCUCAGAAUUCCCAUCCAUUCCAUCUCUGCCUGGACUGAUUCGACAGUGGCACUAGCAUGGAUCAAUUCCCCACCAUCAAGAUGGAAGACCUUUGUCGCCAAUCGGGUCACCAAGAUCCAGGAGAGGGUCCCUCCCACCAUGUGGAGUCACGUUAGAGGAGAAGAAAAUCCUGCUGAUUGCCCAUCCAGAGGAAUCACAUGCGAUGAGCUUAUCAAUCACGAGCUUUGGUGGCAUGGGCCACCCUGGCUGAGGAAUCAAAUUCCAACCCCCACAACUCAUCAUUCACAAGACUCAUCAGAAGCAAUUGCAGAGGAGAAGCAAGCAACUUCACUCCACACCAUUGUCAAAACUGAUCAAUUGCUACUUGACCGGUAUUCAUCAUUUCCAAAGCUACUUCGAGUAACUGCCUAUGUAUUUCGAUUCAUCAAGAAUCUCAAAGGUCACAAAUACACCCCGUCUCCAUUAUUCACCGGCGGACUCCGUGCCAUUAGUGACACCACGAACCUUAGUCCUCUCAUCGCACCCACUGAAGUUACUUACUCUCCUCUCAGCCCAGAUGAGAUCAAUUGCGCCAAGCUAUAUUGGAUAAGGCUCGUUCAACAACAAGAAUUUCCCAGGGAGAUUCAUGCCCUCCAAGCCGGGCAACCUGUAAACUCUAAAAGCAAAAUUGUUUCGUUCUGUCCUUUCCUAGAUUCUGACGGUGUGCUGAAAGUUGGAGGCCGACUCAAUCAUUCGGAUCUUCCGGCAAGCCAGAAACAUCCAAUUCUCCUCACAUCCCACAAUCCAAUUACUCAUCUUCUCAUCAACCAUGAACACAUUAUCAAUUUCCAUGCGGGUCCCCAGCUUUUAAUGUCCACUCUGCAGCGACAAUACUGGAUCCUGCGACUGAAGGAUGCCGUCCGACGUCAAAUUGGAAAAUGUGUGACCUGCACCAAACUCAGAGCAAAAACCAUGCAACAAUUGAUGGGAAAUUUGCCCUCAUUCCGUGUUAUCCCUGCCAGAGCAUUUCUCAAAACCGGUAUCGACUACGCCGGCCCAUUCCUCCUUCGACCCAUUCAGUCCCGCAGCAAGACAACAAUCAAGGCAUAUUUGGCUGUCUUCGUUUGUUGUACCACUCGAGCCCUACAUCUUGAAGUGGUCAGCAGCCUCUCCACCGACGCUUUCCUUGCUGCACUUCGAAGAUUCAUCUCCCGCAGAGGCCGACCCACGGACCUUUACAGUGACUGCGGCACAAACUUUGUCGGUGCAAAUCACGAGAUGAAGGAUUUUCUCAAACUGGUCAUGUCUCGCCCCCACAACCAAGCCAUAUCCGACCAUUUAUCCAAGGAUGGGAUUGAUUGGCAUUUCAAUCCCCCAGCUUCCCCCCACUUUGGCGGACUCUGGGAAGCCGGAGUCAAAUCCGUAAAGUUCCAUCUCCGUCGCGUCAUGGGAACUCAACGACUUACGUUCGAAGAAAUGACCACGAUCACAUCCCAAAUCGAAUCAAUCUUGAACUCGCGCCCAUUGACCCCAGAAACCAAUAAUCCCGAUGAUUACAACGCUUUGACCCCAGGACACUUCUUGAUUGGAGCCCCACUUAACUCUAUCCCCGAACCCACACUUGAAGAUAUCAAGAUCUCCCGCUUAUCACGCUGGCAACUUCUCCAGCAAAUGGUCCAAUCAUUUUGGAAGAGGUGGUCCAAUGAGUACCUCACUCGUCUUCAGCAACGUCCAAAAUGGAUGUCCAAAUCCCCCAACAUUUCAAUCGGUGCCAUGGUGGUUAUCAAAGAUGAAACACAACCACCGCUGAAAUGGAAACUUGGACGGAUCGAAUCUCUUCAUCCUGGUCCCGACGCCAUCGUCCGUGUAGUAACAGUCCGCACAUCAACAGGCAUAUUCAAACGCCCAAUUGUGAAGCUGUGUCUGCUCCCCAUCGACAACUCCACUCCAACGCCUACCAUCCCGUCAACUCCUACUUAA
Folsomia candida is the source of this 5334-nucleotide messenger RNA. RefSeq lists its product as uncharacterized. The transcript has 2 exons. Gene Ontology annotation, biological process: DNA integration. Gene Ontology annotation, molecular function: nucleic acid binding. NCBI's taxonomy places the organism in Eukaryota, Metazoa, Arthropoda, Collembola, Entomobryomorpha, Isotomidae. The record is from RefSeq and is a predicted model, not a curated record. Bases 1 to 5334 code for a protein of 1777 amino acids.